CUGUCUGGCCACCAAGUGCGCACGUGCUUUCAAAGAUGGCUGCCAAAAUAUUUGUGCCGAAGCGGUUAGGCCGCAAUCAUUGGAUUUACUCGCAAAUAAGGCUCAUAAAUUAUGACCUUGCACCAGAAGAUGAAUACACAGACGUCCCAAAGUAUCCUCCAAUUCAUGAUCCAUCAUACGAAGGUACAUUGCUACGUAAGCGCCGAGAAUGGUACGACCGAAUUCGCGCACUUCCUACGGUGGAGCAGAAGUUGCUGGAGAUCGCCAAAGAAAAAGGAAGACAGCGAAGCUACAUAAUUCAACCACACUCUGACUGCUACAACAACCUCCCCGCGUUUCAGUACGCCACGCGAACUCAUGUAAUCAAAGGGCUUCCAAAUGAGUACAGUGAAACUGAUGUCGAAGAUGUAUACGACCGGCUGAAAACAAACUUGACUGACGCUAUAGCGUCUGAGCUGGACAUAAACCGAGCAGCAAACGUAAAACGAAAAAUGGUGGAACAGACGAAACAAGCAAACAUAAUACGUCAGAUUGUUUCCACGUUGCUCAAAGGACUAGUUUGGCAAAUACCCCACCUAGAAACGGCACAGGUUGACAGGGAACCACGCUGCAAUGCCUUCUGGUGGCACGGACGGUACCACUCAGAUAAUCUGCCCUGGAACCGCAAGAAAGACUUUAUGACAAUACCAUUUCAGUAUCAGGAUGCACCUGACAUCCAAAUUCGGAUUAAAGAACCUCUCCCUGAAGUCGUUAGCAAAACGGAUGCACUGGUACAGUCAGUGGAGGUUCCAGAUUUCCCCUAUCAUCCAACUUUGCUGAAAAUGAAAUUCAAAGAAAGAGUCCUCACCAGUCUCCCUGGAAUAUGGCCGAACAAGAAGGGCUGCGACUUCCCGUUAGUGACAUUUCGAAGGAGAAACGAUUUGAUCUUUGAGGGUUGCAUAUUCAAAAAGGAACAAGAUAUUGAAAGGGCCUUGGCUGCGUCUGCAGUCCUUGUCGGGUUCGGUAGUCUCAGUGCCUUUUCUACAAGUUUAGGCUUUACACCGUUGAACGACCUGACAUACCCGCUGGUGAGCCAAUACAUCAACACCGAUGGACAGCACUGGGCUUUUUCGCUGUACCAGUUGAACACCAACGGACUUCAUCCGGACUUCUACCACGACAAUCCCGCGAGGAACCUCUGCUGGACCUCCGGCAACUUGCGUCUCUACGAUGUGUACGAAAACGGCGAGCUGAAGGGGUUGAAUGAUGAUGUUCUAAAGACCCUGCUCAAAUUCAUGCUGAAGAAACCUCGGGCCCCUCUAGGCGCGGACCUUCGGCCAUUCCUGGGUGAGGACACCAUGACAGAGGAGGAGAGUCAGGCUACGUGGAGCGAACUCCGUAUGCUGUACGACAACAGGUUCCACCUGCGAUCGGCCAUACAGAGGGAGGUUCCAAUGUGGGUCCGGAUUUACAAGCAUCAUCCCUUGGCACCACCUUCUCCAUACGUUAGACUGACAUAGAGAGCCUACAUCUGUGUACGUGUGUCAUGAAUGUAAUGUAAUAUAGAAUAAAAAGUUGCAAGAUA
Ornithodoros turicata is the source of this 1564-nucleotide messenger RNA. RefSeq names its product large ribosomal subunit protein mL65-like (gene mRpS30). Gene Ontology annotation, molecular function: structural constituent of ribosome. Gene Ontology annotation, biological process: translation. Lineage: Eukaryota; Metazoa; Arthropoda; Arachnida; Ixodida; Argasidae. Gene Ontology annotation, cellular component: mitochondrion; ribosome; mitochondrial large ribosomal subunit. Bases 36 to 1499 code for a protein of 487 amino acids. The transcript is spliced from 5 exons. The record is from RefSeq and is a predicted model, not a curated record.